UCCUGUCCACAGCUCUGGACCUGGUGGACCUCAGUGAGCCGGGGGAGAGCAGCGGGGGCAGUGAUGGAGGAGGAGGAGGAGGAGGAGGAGGGGUCUGUAAAAAGGAGCCGAGGAGGAGUCCUCUGAGGAGGAAGGGCAGCUCCAAGAGCCCCCGACGACGCACCAAACCUGACGAGACAGAGCUGAUCCAGGUGGAGGUGGAACACCUGCCGGCCAGUCCCAGGACACCUGAGAGGAUCUCCCUGGACUCAGUCAGUCUGUCGUCUCCACUAGACAAAUGGGACGAUGUGAACCUGGACAUGGAGGACGGAGGACGCAGGAGGUACGAGAAGAGAUGCACCUCCCACCACUCCUCCAGCGAACUGCUGUGGUCUGCAGACUUUAAAACUGACCCUCUGAAUAAGAACUCCUUCGACAUCCACAGCUUCGAUGACCUCGACUUCAUUUCCUCUUCACAGGACUGUGGGGUGUCCAGGCAGCGCAGACGGACUCGCUCCCUGCUGGCCAGAAAGGAGUCUCUGGAGGACGAGUUUGUCAGAGCCAAGGCAGCUGUAGAG
Labrus bergylta (ballan wrasse) is the source of this 557-nucleotide messenger RNA. NCBI's taxonomy places the organism in Eukaryota, Metazoa, Chordata, Actinopteri, Labriformes, Labridae. The record is from RefSeq and is a predicted model, not a curated record.